Molecule: messenger RNA, 1009 nt
Organism: Drosophila willistoni
Lineage: Eukaryota; Metazoa; Arthropoda; Insecta; Diptera; Drosophilidae
Product: glycine N-methyltransferase
Exons: 4
Coding region: 38-907 (289 amino acids)
Biological process (GO): protein homotetramerization; one-carbon metabolic process; S-adenosylmethionine metabolic process
Cellular component (GO): cytosol
Molecular function (GO): glycine binding; glycine N-methyltransferase activity; S-adenosyl-L-methionine binding
Source: RefSeq, a predicted model, not a curated record
UUGUGUUAGACCUGCCACCCAGUGCUGAUCGCUAGAGAUGACCACGUCCGCUGAUAGUGUUUUUGUUGCCCGCUCAGAUGGUAUAUCCGCCGAAGGAGUAAGGGAUCAGUAUGCGGACGGCAAGGCGGCCAAGGUGUGGGAGAUAUUUAUUGGAGAUAAGAAUUCGCGUACAGACAACUACAAAAACUUCCUGAUUGAGCUGCUCCGCGAAAAGGGAUGCAAACGAAUCUUAGAUGUGGCCUGUGGCACUGGAGUGGACUCGAUAAUGCUUCUAGAGGAGGGUUUCGAGGUUGUCUCAGUUGAUGCUUCCGACAAAAUGUUGAAAUAUGCACUGAAAGAACGCUGGAAUCGUCGCCAGGAGGCGGCUUUUGACAAUUGGGUUAUUGAAGAGGCCAAUUGGUUGACCCUCUACGAUGAUAUAAAGGACCAGAUUAAGGAGGGCUUCGACGCUGUCAUUUGUCUGGGCAACUCCUUUGCUCACUUGAUGGAUGGUCACGGUGAUCAGCGAGAACACAAGCAGGCAAUUCAGAAUUUUGAGAAGUGCCUAAGGCCAGGCGGUGUCCUUUUGAUUGAUCAUCGUAACUAUGACAACAUCCUCGAAACAGGAGCAACGCCCGCCAAGAGUAUUUACUAUAAUACCAGCCACACGGCGGACAUUAAGACUUCCGUCCUGUUCUAUUGCGGCAAGCCAUCUUUAAUUUCAAUGGAUUAUCUCAUCGAAGCCAACAAGCUGACCAGCGAAUUCCGCCUUUCCUAUUAUCCCCAUGAAUUGAAGCGUUUCCAGGAAAUCCUUGCUGAAAUCUUCACAAGCCACGCCAAGCACAAAUUGUUCGGCGACUUCAAGGAAAUGAGCCAAACUAAGAAUCCUGCCUUCUACAUACACUUAAUUGAAAAGACUUUGGUUUAAAUUUAAGCAAUUACUUUUCACAUAUAUUCACAUGCAUCUGUCGCCAUCUCUCUGCCUUAUUCACACAUUGCCACACAAAAUAUACUUUGUACUUUGAAAACA